AAUUGUCAUCACCUUGAGUGCAGAGCAUCGGGUUGGGCUAAUUGAAUCGGGAUCGGAAAAAAGUGUGGAAAAUAAUAUGAAUGGACUGCAAUUUGGGAACGCGGAUAGAGCUUGCCAAUUUUUUUGCUAAACAGCCGCGAACGCGGCAAUCAGAGUGCUAAGUGCGCUAUCAAUCAGUUGAGUUCAGUGCGAGGUCGGCUGCAUUGUCAUGGCUGGAUUACCGCUGCUUCUCGGUGGGAUUACCUGUUUGGUGCUCCUGCUCCAGGCGAAGGCCCACUACAUCCAGAUAGACCACGAGGAGUUUCGCGCCAGUGGCUUCCCGCAUCCGCACUUUCCACCGCCUCCAUUGACGCCCCUGGAUCAUUUGCCCCAGGUGCUGGCCGCCAAGGAACUGACGCCCGCCGAGGUGAUGGUGGACCUGACCAACGACCUGACCCACCGCCUGCUGCACUACCACUCCAUCCUGAAUCGCAACAACUUUGCCUUCUCGCCCACCGCACUGGUCAGUGUUUUAGUGGCCCUGUUCGAGGGAUCGGCGGGGAAUAGUGCCGAGGAACUGCGUCAUGUCCUGCAGCUGCCCAACAACCGGGACGUGACCCGCGUGGGCUACCGCGACAUCCACCGACGAUUGAGGACCUACUUCUUUGGCUCCGACAAUCCCCUCAAAGGACUCAGCUUGAACAAGGGCAACGUCACGGUGCUCAAGGACUUUGAGACGAUUCUCAUGUUCUAUGGCUACGAUCUGAGUGUCGACAUGCUAUCCUCAACGCCAGCCAAUCUGACAUCAGAUGCCGAGAUGGUCAACACCACAAUGGCCAGCAAUUCCACGACCGGAGAAAUGGAAGCGGAGACCACGACGUUAAAGGAUGCGGAAGCCACAACAGAAGAACCUUCCACGACGGAGGCACCGGUGACCACAACCACUGAGCCGCCAACCACCACAACAGAGGCACCUGCGGAGGCGGAGGCCACCACUGAAGCUCCUGCUGCCACUUCGGGCGAAGAAGAGGCCGCCGAGCCCGCUGCUGAAGACGAGGCAGCCGAGCUGGUGUCCGCCUUUGUGGCCGAGGAGGAUGCCGAGCCGCUGCUGCGCAUCCAGAAGGCUCGAGUCUCCCGGCUGCCCACCAGCAAGCUGCAGGCGCCGCUCAAGCACUCGAAUCCGAUUACGCCCAAGCCCAUUUACCUGCCCAGCGCCCGGGCAGUGGCGAUGCCCAUGAUGAUGGCUCGCCAGGUGGCGGCGGCAGAGCGAAAGCCAUCGCCAACAAGGCAGGUAAUUUCCAUUGUAGCACCACAGGCGGCGAACAACUCGCUGACGAGAAAGCUCAAGAUGGUGCGCCACAAGCGGCACGCACUGCCGGCAGAUCUAGAUGCGAAUCUCUUCCUGACGCUCUUCAAUCCGCACACCCACGUGCCGCACCAUCCGCUGCACAUUCCACCGCCGGUGCCCGCUGCCUUUGCUCCCAUCACCAAUGACUUUGAGCCGCACUAUGUGGGCGAUGCGGCCGAGGGCAAGUCCAACUACAAUACGGACGUGAUCAGCCACGUCUUCUACCUGGGCAACCAGCAGGUGGUGCACACCACCUUUAAGGUGUACAACGCGGUGCUCUACUACAAGUACUUCGAGCACUUGAAGAUGAGCGUGCUGGAGCUGGAGCUGGAUACGCCGGAGUACAACCUCAUGAUCCUGCUGCCCGACUAUCACACGGACAUUGUGGCGGCGGCUGCCUCCUUGAAACUGGGACCCACUCUGCGGCUGAUGCGGAAGCAGCUGAAGCCGCGCUGGGUGCAGGCCAUCAUCCCGGACUUUAAGCUGCACGGCACCAUGUUCCUGACCAACGAUCUGCAGAAUAUGGGCAUCUGCGACGUCUUCGAGCCGAAUCGCGCCGAUUUCAGGCCCAUGACUGAUGAGAAGGGCGUCUACGUGCGGCACAUUGAGCAAUCCAUAGACGUCACCAUCCGUACGCAUCCCAUCAAUCAGCUGAAGCGCAACUACGGCGCCCAAACGAAGCCCAUUCAGAUCUCCGUGAACCAUCCGUUUAUGUUUUUCAUCGUCGAUCGCGACCUGGACGUGGCUGUGAUGUCGGGCCGCAUACUGAAUCCGCUGAACGUGCGCAUCCAAUGAAGCUCGACGAAGGUCGACCAUCGAAAGUGAUGAACCCUUUGUUCACCCGGUGCCCACUAGUACGAGAAGUUGGCCAUGCUUAGUAUGAAGAUGAAGUACAAUAUGUUAACUAGAGCCCUGCAUGAAUGGAU
Molecule: messenger RNA, 2253 nt
Organism: Drosophila takahashii
Lineage: Eukaryota; Metazoa; Arthropoda; Insecta; Diptera; Drosophilidae
Gene: Spn85F
Product: Serpin 85F
Molecular function (GO): serine-type endopeptidase inhibitor activity
Source: RefSeq, a predicted model, not a curated record